GAAUACACCGGAACGGCUACACACGUUUUCGUUUUAUUGUAUCCUUCCGUUGUGAAGUGAUGAAAUAGUUUUUUUAAUCGCUAAGCUAAGGCCUAUUUAUAAACAUUUCUAGGAAUAUUUACAAAAAGGACGCAUUUCAAAAUGAAGCUUUACUCGGAUCGAGGCAAUUUUCAGACUUUGAAAAUAUCUAUAGCUACCAGGCUUACUGGAACAGCAUCGGAAAUUCUUGCAAUAGAAGUGAAGCACGGCGGUAAUUAGCGAAACUUACACUUAACAUCUGUUAUUUAUUUUCAUACCCAAGCUAUUUAUCAUUUAAUACUUUAUCUAGACUAUAGGCAAAGGCCAUACUAUGCCAUAGCGAUAGGCUUAGUUGCCUAUGGCAGCUAUGCUUUUUUGAGGCUCUGGUCCUAGUGACGUUGUUUAUGGAUGGCCUCAUGCCAUAAUUAUAUAAUUUUUAAUUCUGAUCUAAGACUGACUAAGUUUAUUAGUACAGUAUUAUUAACGAGAACACUCCACUAUUAUUUACUAUUUAUAAACGAAGUGUCUACAUGUCCGGCGACCGGACGAAUAAUUCUCGAGAUAUUUGUCCGGCGACCAGGUCACUUGACCGCCGUAACAAAUUUGGACGAGAUAUCUGUCCGCCAGUCUUGUCAUGUGACCCCUAAUAGUUGGUCAUAAAAUGGCAUCGGAGAUGGAUGGGGGCAUGACCCACUACAGUAGGUCGUAAUGGGGGGCAACGAGUAUAGACUUAAUUUUAAGAAAUAAAUUAAGGCUAAGGGGUGGGGGGAGUAAUGCAUACGAGAAGGAAGAAAUACUGAGAAAGAAAGGAUAAAAAUGAUCAUUGAUAGUGAGGGUGAUAAAUAAUUAAGGCGGGGAUGUGGAAAGCUCACAAAGAAAUAGACACUAUACUAUAUCUUAACUGAUUACCUACCUGUUUGAAAAACCAACAGUGGCCGAAUUAAAUCUAAGUCACAUUUUCUCAUUUUAGGUGUAUGUACAAAUUCAGAUGCAGUUUUCUUAGUUAUAAACAUAUUCUAAUGAUUAAUAAACCAUUUUUGUAGGUAAUUGAAUUGUCUAUAAUGAUAAGAAAAACUUAAAACAUUUGAAAAGUUAAGUUUUGUUGUGAAAUUAUUAAUUGUUAAAUUAGUAUUUACUAAAUAAUUUACAACAGAAAAACAAUACAAAAAAUAUAUAAAUGUCCCAACUGACGUAAAAAUUUAAAUUUCCAAUAAUUUAAAGCCUUUUAUUUGGUGGUUUCCAAAUAGUAUAUCCAAUAAUAAGAAAAAUGCACCAAAGAACACAGAAAUUGAAUAAUAUUUAAACUUCCAAUCACUUAUAUGCCUUUAGUAACCCUGUCACUUGUUGCCAGGGUAAACAAGUAGUACAAUUCUGUAACUAGCUUGGAAAUGAAAUCAAAAUUAAUUAACAACUUGUUUUUUAAAACAUUCUGCCAAUAUCAUGCUGUUCGAAUAUAAACAUCCUGUCGGUAAACUAAAAUCUCUAAGCAAAACAGGGAGAAAAAUAAUAUAAAUAUUUGACUAGAUUUACUACGAUACAAAUAUUGGUGCUACCAGAGGCUCGUGGCCAUAAUGAAAGAAACGCCAAGCCGCUCUCAUCUGCUUAUGGUAGUUAACCAGUUAAUAUAGGGCCAAUGUAUUGUGCUGUUGGGGUUGCCUACUUAUCACGCAAUAUUAAUAGCUUAAGAUAAAACUUUUUUUGACAGUAGAUCUAUUGACAAGUCAACUGUCAAGUAUUGGUCAUAUUUUCUUUGGUUCAUAUUUUAAAUUUAGGCUAUUAGGUAGAGCUUUAUAAGAUAUUUAAACUGAGAUAACAGACUUUUAAAAAUUUUUAAUUUUGCCGGUGACCUCUUGUCACAUGACAUGCAGCUCCGACGUAGUACCCCCAUAGCCAUUAUGCAAGUGACAGUGAAUGGCUGCCCAUGACAACAUUUUGCACAUGGCAAAUUAUGAUCAUUUAUAAUAUGGACUCAACCGGGUUUUUAAACCUCGAAUUAAAACAUAUUUAUUUAAAUGUCUUCUAGGUUCAUUCUAAAACACAAGUCGUGUAUUUUACGGAAUAAAUAAUUAUGUUUAAUUAUGAAAAACUUGUUUAUUUGUUGUUUGUUAUUUCUUCCUAUGGAGUUCAAAUGCCGGCAUUUGCACAUGGGGAUCAAGAUAACCGAGGCUAAGUUGCAAAUUCGGCUGCCUUUUGUGCUCGAGAUAUCAGGGUUUGGAGACAUAAAAGAAUCGAUAUAACCAAGGAGAAAAUGCUAAGACAAAGAGAGAAUUUGGCGGUUCUACUGCAAAAACGUCGACAUGACAGGGUUGGCAAUUUAACCGAGGUCCAGUUAAGCGCGUUCGACUGUAUAUAUGUAAUAAUAUAAGAAAUUGUUCAAAAUGCAGUUAGUGACAGGGCCCGCAGUGUCUUUCAUGGUAUAUGGGUCAUGGAUGUUUGCAGUUCAGCUACCAGCCAUAGUGCCUGCCUCUUUCAAAAGGUUUUGAAUUUUAACUCUGUAUUUAUUUGAUACAAGUUUUUUUUCUUCUCAUUUUUAUUAUUUUUCUUGAAGGUUGAGGGGGUGGGGUGAUAUGAAUGAUAGAAAUGUGAUGACAUGAUGUAAAAAUAAAUGAAUAGCAUUCAGGUACUUGUUUUUUUGAACCAAUCAAACAACAGCACUUUUAAAAAUGUGUGCAUCUUUUCUUUGAUGUUUAUCUUGUGAUACAGACAAGGAUGAGCUUCUUUUUUAAAAUUAAUUUUGAAACUUUUAAGUUGAAUUUUGAUUAAAAAAUGUUAACGUAAAUUAAAUGCAUAGAUAGAUUUAGUUUAUGACGUAAAUAAUGCUCAAUAAAGAAUGGGAAAAUUAUACACAUCGCUCAGGAUCAACUAUUGGUCUCUGCACUCUAAGUCUAAUGUUGGGAUUCCCCAAAGUGAUGUCCUUGCGCUUAGGGUAAGACAACGCUUGGCAAGGCCCAUGCCACUAACUACACUUUUACCAAAAAAAAACUAAUGUCACAAAAGAAUAUGAUCUUUAACCCCCUAGUCCCCUCACCCAGUCAAAAACGUUCAACAUCACACUUUUUGAGACUUUAUUCCCCCUCUGAAGAGUGACAUCCUUGAUGAACAAACCCUGGCUUAGCAUGUCGUUAACCAUAAUGAAAAUAAGCGAUAGGAGUUAAAGACACUUAUAUAUUUAUUAGAUAAAGUUUUAAUCUUAUGUUAAUAGGAUGUUGUUUGUGAAAAGGUGAAAAAAGUAGGUAUCAGUAUAAUUACACUAAAAAAUUGAGCUCUGUGAAUCACAAUAUAUACCCAGGGCACAUUGCAUCCUGUCAAGUCAAUUCAUAUAAAGUAAUAAAAAAAGAAUUAACUCCCAGAGGCUACACCACUUCUUGUCCUAGCAUUCCUUUUGGUGAAAUGACUCUACACCAGUGUCAGUACAGGUGGCCAAACUAGAUGGCUUCACUGGCCAUUUUGAUAGUGAUUCAAGUCAUCAAGUCAUUUAACUUAUCAUAUGAAAUAAAGACCAAAUAAAUGCUGUAUGUACAUAAUUAUUUAUUUAUCCUUUAAAUGCAGAUUUCUCAAGAUCAUAACUUUUUUCCUAUGAGCCACUCACACACAUGAAUAAAUUUAAUAGAUGUUACUUUAAAAAAAAAAAAUAUUAAUUUGAAAUGUACGUUUAUAACAAGAAUGAAAAGAAGUUCAAUGUAAAUUUUAAAAAUAAAAAUUUCACAAGGAUAAAUUCGGCUGGCCUCAGGUUGGCCAUCUGGGGGUUUCAAAAAAAUUAUGAUAAAUGGAACUCCAAGCCUCACUGACUAAAACAAUGCUUUACCCCGCAAUUAAAAAGUUGAUUCCUUUAAAAAAAAAAAGAAACUGGUUGCACUUUGAUUGUACAAAUUCUCACUUGGUCAUAAUUCAUAUCAAUUUGUUUUCUUUCAGAGAGUAUAGUUCCAUACCUAAGUAGAUCAAAACUACCAGUACUAGAAGUUACAGAAGGCAAAUAUUUAUUUUCUGCCAAUACUGCUGCAAAGUAAGUUUUCAAUACACUUCAAAUUAGUUGUUUUGUUCCUAUUAUGCUUCCUUUAUUGUUUUUUAUUUGUUCCAUUGUAGCCAUCCGAAUGAGACUUUCUCUUUUAUUAUCUACCAAAAAUACCAGACUACACAAUCACUUGUACACGGAAUAGCUGCAGAGAGGGUGCACAUUUUUCACCAUGACCUCAAGCUGAAAGGGCACACGUGUCUAGGCUGCUGCUAGAUCAGUUUGAUGAUGGUGUACCACAGUACAGUUAAUAAUAUGACAUAGUCUAAAGUUCAAUUCAUUACUUAUUACAUUAAAAUAGGCCUACAUCAAGGACCAUAGGUACUAAAACUAUGAAUUGAUGAAUUUAUAUUAAUUUCCCCUCAUGAAUACAUGCUUCUUGUAGCAGAACUAGUAUAAUAUUAAUACAAUCAGUGGCUAGCAACACAAAUAAGUCUUACUUGCCUCCAUUUAGUGCUUUGUUUUAAUGGAGCUACUCUCUAAAUAUUUGAAAUGUGUAAUUUAUUUGUAUAAAAGGAUUUUCUAUUGAUCUCUUCCUUGGCUCUAAGUAGCAAUUCUAACAGCCCUGAAAUGAAUAUACUAGCUGAUCACAUAUGAAAUAUACCUGCACCAAAAUCAUACAGAUUCUAUAAAAAAAAUUUGUGUGGACUUAUCACUUUCAUUUUGUUUCAAGGUACUUGUUUCUGAAAGCAAACCAAGUGAACGAUGAGAGUGCUGAAGAUGAGAUUUUGGACUGGGAGUUUACAGAAUUGUUGGUUAGUGUCUCCUUUUAUCAUUUAUUGUUUGAAUAAUCCCGGCUGAGGAGUCAGGGGUUUGUUUUUCAACCUGACCCUUUACUGCUGGUGUACUAUUCUGAUUACUUGCAAGGGUUCUGAAAUUAAUGUGUUAUCACUGAAUGUCACUAUAUCUAGUUUUCUGGAAAUUGAAAACAUACAUUUAUUUAAGAGUUUUGGAAAUUUGUGUGACUGUAAACAAGGAGGAAGAUCCCAAAACUCCUCAGACCUAGUUAAAAUAUGGUAAAAAAGGGAAAGGACCUUAAAAACUAGUGUUCAAACUACAUAGGGCUAGUUUCAUGUCAAAAACCUUUCCCCCCCCCCCCCCACCUUUAUCACAGGUGGUUUGAUCAUAUGUGGGUAAAGGUUCCAACCUCUAAGAGGGCCUCAUAUAAUCUUUUUAACUAUUAGAGUCUCAUUAUAAUUACUCACAUUUUUAUUUACCAACCUUAUGUUAUUUAUGUUAAAUUCUAUCUUCAACUUCCCAAGGCUUUACCCUUUACCUAGUGCCACACCUUAACUGUAAUUUACUUAAACUUAUUAAACUGAUCUCUUCCUCUUCAGCCUGUGGUCGCUGCUUACUUGGUGAGUGCUAUUGGCCACGGAAAGAAAGACCCUGCUCUGACUUCCCCACUAACUAAGUUACUGCAGCAGUUGGAUGCCAAACUGACCAAAAACAAGUAUCUGCUUGGGGUAACUAGAAAAGUUUUGGUUGUUGCACAAUGCUAUAUAUCAUGAAUUAUUAUAGCUGUUUUAACAUAGCAAGUAGAGGAUUUUUUGCCUCAGUUUAAUCUUAGCUCUAUGUGGCUAAAAGUUUAAAAUUUCUUUUCAAAUAAAAAAUAAACAUGUCAAUUAUUUUACAACCUCAUUGUCAAUUUAUAAAAUAUGUUUCCAGAAGUGUUGGACUAGAGCAUUUGUACAAUUAAUUACAUUUUAUUUUAUCUGUCUAUUAUUUUAUUUCAGGAUGUGCUAGGUGUAAGUGAUGUCUGUGUAUUCAGCACAAUUUUCCCUCUUUUAGGUCUGAAAAAUGUUGGUGAGUUUGCAGUUGAAUCUUCAUUUCAGCAUAUUCUAUACAAAAAUAUUAAAAAUUGUUACAUAUGCAGCUCUAUGUCUCUUUAGCAGAUGGAUUUCUUUUGUCAAGAUUGGCUUCCACUAAAUUCUAAUGUAGGAAAAUAUGUAUAAAUUGAAAGUGCAUCAAUGAAUGAUUUCUGAUGGUUUAAAGAUAAGAAGGCUGGGCCAUUUAAAAUGACCCUCAUAUACCAUAAAGACCCAGGCAGGACAAUAACUUUAACCACACAUUUUAAAUCUUUGCUCACUUGAAUGUCUUCAAACAACACAUGUGUUUACAGAAGUGAUUGGCAAGCUGCCCAGCUUGCAAAAAUGGUGUGAGAAUCUCAAGGCUAAUCCAGCAGUUCAAGAGGCAGUGAACGAAAUUACAGGAGGUGGUGGUCAUGAGGUUUAUAAGGUGAAAAUAAAUGAAAUAAGAACUUUGCUGGGUGUCACUUGAGAUGUGUUAAAAGGCUGAAUCAACUUAGAGAAAGAUACAAUGUACCUUGGUUAUUAUACACUACUACAUGCACAUCUUGUUCUAGAGGGAUCCAUAAUAUUUUAAUACUAUUGCCUCUGUAUCAGAUCAUUUAAAAAAGUACAUAUUUUGCCAUUUUACAAACCUGAGUUAAUUAUUUGGGUUAUGCACUAGCAUAUAUGUCCAAACAUAUCUAGAACCACUUUAAAAUACUCUCCCAUAAUCUUCAUCUUUGUCAGCCAUCCCUGCUUGCUCAGAGUUUCCCUCCUGUUGUUGUCCCUGGUGUCCAAGCCAAGACAAAUUCUGCCCCCACACAAGCCACAUCAACUCCACAAGGGUCUGUGUCUUCAGAUGAUCAGGUAUAAAACAAGCUCAUGUCUUAGUUCUCUUUUCUUAUGGUUAUACUUACGUUUUAUUUGAUCUUUAGUGCCAAAAUAAUGUUUAUUUGUAUGUAAGUUAAGUUAGUGAACUAGAGCUCCUAAAAUGCAUUAUUAGUACUUGUACUUUUUAUCAUUGAACUUUCACACAACUUGGCUGCAGAAUUAGCAAGGUGUCACUGGAUUUUCAUUAGUUAAAGGAAAUUAGAGCAAUUUUCAAUGAUAGAAAUGAUGAUUUUAAAAUAAUGAUCCACUAGAUUUAUUGAUAAGUGAUAUUCAUACAUAACUUUCAUAUCUCCAGAUCCCAACAACAAAUUUUUCCCAGGAAGACUUAGAUGCAGCACUCAAAGCUUGGAAGAGAGAUCCUAAAGAAUGCCCCCAACCACGCAUCAGACAGCAUCCAAUGUAAGUUCACUAUUAGCUGCUUCUUUGUGUCUAUGGAUUUGGAAGGAGAAAAAUAAAGGAGGUGGUCACAAUUUUAAGAAAAAAAAAGUGAAGCUAAUUUAAGUGUACCGAUUUUAAAUAAUUUCUCUUGUGAGUUAAUUUUGCUAACAUAAAUAUAUUUGAGAAAUGUAAUGCUAAUUUAGAAUAUACAAAAGUUAGUUAAAUAUCAAAUAAUCCUCUUAACAAGAGAACAUUUUUUAAUUCAAUUUAGCUGUAAGUACGACAUACUAGACUAUAUAUAUAUAGACUAUAUAAAUAAUAAGAUCACAUGACCACAUCAGACACUGAGUUACAUACAUUGCAUCUCACUGUGUCCAGACAUUUGCAUCUCACUGUGUCUAGACAUUUGCAUCUCACUGUGUCUAGACAUUUGUAUCUCACUUUGUCUACAUUUUUAUCUCAAUGUGUCUAGACAAUUGCAUCUCACUGUGUCUAGACAUUUGCACCUCACUGUAUCUAGAUAUUUGUAUCUCACUGUGUCUAGACAUUUGUAUCUCACUGUCUAGACAUUUGUAUCUCACUGUGUCUUAAAGUGUAACAAAAAACAACUCUUUCUGCAGCUUACCUGAGGCGAAUUCCAGGAACAUUCUAAUUACCAGUGCCCUCCCAUAUGUCAACAAUGUCCCUCACCUUGGUAACAUCAUAGGCUGUGUGCUGAGUGCCGACGUCUUCUCCAGGUAAACCUACUCUGUUUUGUUAAUUAGGCUUUUAAUUUCAUUUACUAAAUAGCAAUCUAAUUCUGGGUCAGCUCAUUAGCUAUGCAAUUAGGACAGUGAGUGCUCAAAAUUAGUUUUUAGCUUAUUUGCAUUUUUUUAAUGCAUCAGGAUGUUAUAAAAUAUACUGUUUGGAACAAACUUAAAGUACAUAUUUGUCAAAUCCACUGUUGUUUAACUUAAAUAGAAAUAGUUCUGCAUCUGUGUAUUGAGUGAAUUAUGAGCUUAAGAAGUUUAUUUAUCAGCCCAAGUUUGCUGACCAUGUUUAAUGUGUUUUUUAAAAAACCAAGUGUUAACAUGAUUUAUGAAUAACAUCAUUUGUGCAUUCCCGUCACAGGUUCGCCAGGCUGCGAAACUACAAUGUGCUGUACCUGUGUGGUACAGAUGAAUAUGGUACAGCCACCGAGACCAAGGCCAUGGAGGAGGGGGUGACCCCCAGAGAAAUUUGUGACAAGUACAACAAGCUGCACACACAGAUCUACAAGUGGUUUAACAUUGACUUUGAUUACUUUGGCAGGACAACAACAGAUCAGCAGACAGAGUGAGUUUGACAUGAUAUUGUGGCAGUUGCUAAGAAAAUAAUAAAAAAUAAUAAUUUUUGGUCAGUUACAGUAACAACUCUUAAACAUUAUUUUAAACAUUAAAUUCUGUACUUUGUUAGUUAUUUAAAAAUGAUAAAAUCCAUUGUUAGCUUAUGGGCGGUAGCUUAAGGCAGUGCUUCCCAAAAUUUUAAGUUUCACAGACUGGUGGACAAGUUUCGAAACUACACCAGGGACCGGUGCUAGGUUUAUAAAUUACAUUUUCUUUCUAUUUAAACAUCAAUAUUCAUGCUCUAGGUAACGUGAGGCUUGCGGCCCUGUUCCGGUCAACGGACCACGGUUUGGGGAACACUGCCUUAAGGGGCGCUGGGCCUGAUUUUGUCAGAGGACUUUAGUCUGACAACGCCUGGUCUAUCUUAUGUCUGCAUUUACACUUUACACUCACAGUCCAGCCAACAUUUCAAUGGAGAAUUCUAUUUUUAGACUAUGUCCAAUUCAUGACAAAUCAUUUUAAAAUAAUUUUUGUUUGACUUGUUUUCUCUCUUUCUCUAUAGAAUUGCACAGGACAUUUUCUGGAAGUUGUACAAUGGAGGUUAUAUAUUAAAAGACAGUGUAGACCAACUCAAGUGCAUUAACUGUGAUAGGUGAGUUGGGCUAAAAAAAUACAAUGGAUGGUGCUUCCAUGUUUUGCCUUGAAUAAAAAUCUUCAGCCUUCUUGUUUGCAAAAGUAGUUUUGAAAAAUCUUUUGUAGUGUGCCUGUUGUUAAUGUUCAUGUAAAUUCUUUUGAAGACACCAAGAAAGAUAAAACAUUUAAGCAGGAUUUCAAUUAGUAAACUGUUACUUGUCCCAUCAAAGCUUAAACUCACUGAACAUGUAUUUUAUCAUAAAAUCGUCAGAUUCCUCGCAGACAGAUUUGUUGAAGGCACAUGUCCGUUGUGUGGGUUUGACGAUGCCAGAGGUGACCAGUGCGACGGCUGUGGUAAGCUCAUCAAUGCAGUGGAGCUCAAGGAUCCAAAGUGCAAGAUGUGCAAGAAAUCACCGGUGGUCCAAACCUCUAAUCACUUAUUUGUCGAUUUACCGAAGGUACUUGGAAAAAAUAACAACAACGCAGCUGUUCUUUUAUCCUCUCUUAUUCCCAAGAUGUAUCCUGGCAUCUGUAAUUAUUUGGUGAUACAGCCAUUUUUACUUAGUGUUGUCAAUGCUCAAAGAUGACCCAACAUGUCCUGCUUCACCACACCAUUAUUGAUCUGGUCAGUGUCAGAUUUACCAGGAGAUUUUUACAAUUGUUUUCUUCCUCCCCAAGAACUUUGUCUUCAUGGGGCUGAUAAAUCCAUUCUAUCCAACUGUUCAGCCAUAGAAAGGGAUGACUUUAGACAAGGCAAAAACCAUCAUCUCUUGUUUGAGAUGCAGACAAUGCUACCACACACAACAGAAAUAUUGUUUAUUUUCAGCAGAAAUAAAGAACUUAAGCAUUUUUUUAAUCAUUAAUUUUUCUUCCUCCUCUCUUAAAGCUUGAGCCUUUACUGAAAACUCACCUGAACCAAGUAUUUGAAACAGGGACUUGGACAAACAAUGCCAAGGUCAUCACCAACUCUUGGAUACGUGACGGCCUCAAACCCCGAUGCAUCAGCCGAGACCUCAAGUGGGGGACGCCGGUGCCGCUGGAAGGCUACACCGACAAGGUGUUCUAUGUGUGGUUUGAUGCUCCCAUAGGAUACAUCAGCAUUGCCGCCAACUACACUAAAGAUUGGCAGAAAUGGUGGAAAAACCCUGAAAACGUAAGUUCCUCAAGAGUUAUUGAUUAUUUAACAUAAGAUUUACUGUUCAAAUAUUUCUGCUGUGAAGUAUCUCAAUGUAACACAUUAAUUAAUAUGAAGGUUGAAGAGCAGUUAAGUGGGUUAACAAGGUUUAAAGUUGAAUAUUCUUUAAAAUAAGAAAAAAAGUUAUUACAAGUAUUUUAUGUAGGUCUUGAUGAGAUAAUCUUGGGGUGCACUAACAUAUUUACCAUAUUUUACGGACAAUACAGACCUGCCAACCCUUCCCAUUUGGUCGGAAUUAUACAGAUUUUUAUUACCCCUCAUUCUGACCUUCAGACAAACCCCUUAAAAUUCCGAUUUUUGAACUUUAUAAUUUUUCACCCUUCAUAAAAAUCUGAAAGUGACCAAAAAAAAAAUCUUGUACGACAGGAAGUGUUGCAUUUGUUUUUACAAAGUGCAUACAAGUCCGGCAACCGGACGAAUAAGUGAAUAAAUUCUCCAGAUAUUUGCCCGUCUAGUAUUUAUUUGACCAAGUCACAUGACCACGCGAGAUAUUUGUCCGUCAGCCUUGUCAUGUGACCGCUAAUAGUCUAUCAGAGUUUACGGUACUUUAUUUCAACUAAUUCAAGAUAGUCUGGCCAUUUACAUGAAAAAGAAAUAUGUUCAAUUAUAAAAAAAGAAAUAUGAACCUUUGCUGGUAUAGAUAGUGAACAAUUGGUUACAAAGUAACAAUGUUUUUUAUAAAGUGUGGCAUGCCCGCCAGAUAAAUAUCUCCGGCACUAUUUGUCGGGUCGCCUGAUGUGUAGACACUGCCUUGUUUGUAUCGAAGCGAACAGCGAUCGUCAAAUCAUUCUUAAAUCAUCAAUUGAUUUGAUCGCGAUUCAUCCUUUUUACAAGGCUAAAAAAUAGUACAGACUUUUUUUUUUCUUUCUUUUUUUUUGUUAAAGCUUUUCUUAAUUAAAUCAUUAAAUCUAUUGAUAGUGAUGGUUACAAUGAUAUUACUAACCAUUGAAGGAAAUAUUUCUCUAGCCAACUCCGAUUGUUUUAAUGCCAGAGUCAAAGAAAUGUUUCCAGACUUGCAGACUGCUAGAAGAUUCUAAAGAAAAAUUUACAAUGAAACAAGGGCAAGCAUGAAGGUUGAUACUCUUUCUAACUUGCUUGGAACUAAAAUCAAUGGCAAUGCGAACCCUUAGUUGUUUAAAGAGCUGUUGGACAAGUGCAAAAAGGCCACUUGGGAUAUGCUGGAAGACUGAACUCUAAGAGUCUUCACAGCCUGUGUUUGUGUACAUAUGUAAAUAAAUGGAUCUUCUGUUCUGUACUGUAUAUAUCUGUAUAUAAACAUUUCCAGUUAUGUUUACCUCAUGUUCUGUGGUGUUCUAAGGACCCUUCAAAGACAAUGGCUGUAACUUUAUAUUUCUCUAUUUACUAAAAAAGGCUUGUGCAUUAAUAUAUCGAUCUUUAACCAACCCCCCACGGGGCGCCUCCCAUGGAGGGGCAGUGGCCCCCACUCCCCCCCUGAGUGCAACCCCCGUACAGAUUUUUUUUCUUGGCAGGUCUGCAAUAAGACACACUUUUCUAACUGAAAAAUUGCCUCCAAAAUUCAGGUGCAUCUUAUACUUGAAAUUAAUAUAAUUUAUAUAUAUAUAUGUAUGUUAUUUUAAAAAAAAAUUGCUUAAAAAUUAAGGUGCGUCUUAUAGUCAGUAAAAUACGGUAUUUACAGUAUGAUACUGUCUACCAAGUUUGGAGUGCUACUAUUAACUGCUGUAUUUGUUUCAAGAGUGGCAUAGUUCCAGUUUUUUAAAAAAUAAACUUUUUUCUUUGUAUCUUGUCCAGGUUGAGAUGUACAAUUUCCUAGGUAAAGACAAUGUACCAUUCCACAGUGUCAUCUUUCCUGCCUGUCUGCUUGGAGCCAAAGAUGGCUAUACAGUAGUAAAUCACAUGGUUGCCACAGGUAAAACCAGUGUUUGUCUCCUGGGUUACUUUAACCAUGCUCUGGACACAAGUUAAAACUGUCAUUGUGACUGUGACGGCAGCCCUGUUAGAGACUAUUUGUUUUUAAAACUUAUGAUCUGUUUACCUCCUGAUGGAAAAAUCAUAUUUUUUAUCUGGGCUUAACACACGAGAGAGAGAUUAUCGCAUCGUUUAUGUCUGCAAAGAUUAUAUUUAAAAACAUUGUUGUAGCUUAAAUAAUAUUUUCUUCUCCAGAAUAUCUGAACUAUGAAGACACAAAGUUUUCCAAGAGUCGUAACAGUGGUGUGUUUGGCGACCAGGCUCAAACCACUGGCAUUGAAUCUGAUGUGUACAGAUUUUAUCUGCUGUACCUGAGGCCAGAAUCCCAGGUCAGUUCAUUUAUUUUCAAUGCGCACCAUGUUUUAAGUAAGUUAACCAUUUUUUCCCUGCAACUGCAAGGUUUGCUACUGUUUCAAAAUAAUGACAAGACCCCAAGUAAAUAUACAUUAAAUGAGACUCUACUUUUCUCAGUUAAAUUUCUCUCGACCUAGUCUAGCCUGUCUGAGUCUACUUUGAAAUAAAAUCCUUAAGUAUACUGUUGUUAACAUCAUCAUUUUAAAAAAAAUAUUUAAAAAAACUUUUCUCCAGGACACAGCCUUCAGCUGGGAUGACUUCUUACUGAAAAACAACAGUGAGUUGUUGAACAACCUGGGAAACUUUAUCAACAGGUCUGUUGCACUUGUGAUCAAUCCAUAGACACUGCUGUUGUGGAUAAACAAGAUAGGGUCUAUGCAUCCUAUAUCUCACAUUUAAAAAAGAGUUUUAAAAUCGGUUGUUACAUUUUAAGAAGUAGUGGAACAAGUUAUGUGGCAGCGAGAAAUUUAAAGACAGGACCACAAGAGAAGAACCUUUCCUCAUUCGCCCUGUCCGCUGAGGAAGGCCGUAGCCGAAACGUUCUUCUCUUACCCUCCUGUCUUUACAUUUCAAGCUUCCACACACCUUGUUCCGCUAUUUCCUUCACACAGCUUGAACGCAGUCCUUCAUUUAUUAUCUGUUAAAUUUUAUUAUUUUAAUAAGGACUUGUUUCAUGUUGCUUAUAUUCAAUUUCUGCCCUCUGUAUAUCACUAGGAAUUCUGCCUUUUGGUAAUUAAAAAUAACAUGUUUUAAUUUAGAUUUCUACAUCCCCUUCUUAUAAGCUAAAUAAUAAUAACUAAUAUGUUCCCAUUAUGUACAUAAGAAACCAUUUCUGUCCUCAGAGCACUUUUUUCCUGUUCCUUCAACCACUUAUUUUAAAAAAUAUUGUUAUUUUGUCAGGGCUCUGAUGUUCCUUAGCAACAAUUUUGGCGGUGUGGUCCAAGAAAUGUCAGAAACUGAAGAGGACAUUCAGUUGUUGGCACAAAUCAACAGUCAGCUGAAGGGCUACGUCAACAACCUUGAGGCUUGCAGGUAUGGCUAGCGCACCAUUAUGAUACAUUCUUUUAUGGCAUGGAAUAAGUUAUUGACUCAGUAAAUAAGGAAAUGUUGUUAGCAUUUUAACAUGCCAGCUUUUAUUCAUCAGUACACCUGAGUAUGAGUAUCAUUAACAAGUAUUGUUUCAUAUUUUAAGUUUUUGUAUCUGUAACCUCCUGCUAAUGCAAGCCAAUAUCUCUAGAUUGAGGGAUGGCAUCAGAAAUAUUUUGACAAUCUCCCGACUUGGAAAUCAAUACAUGCAGAAUAACAAGCCCUGGGUGCUAGCUAAAGGAACAGAAGAAGAAAAGUAAGUUGUCUAAUUAAGUACGGGUUCUCAAACUAUCCUGAAAAAAAAAAGCCUUACCUUGAUACUUCAAUUGCAUGCAGGACCACUGUGCAUGAUUAAGGGACAUCCCUUAUUUGAAUGUGAACAAGACAAAUCACUAAGUGAGCCACAGGGGAAAACUUAGUCUCAAUAAAUUCAUUUAAAUUUAAGCUGCUGUUACCAAUAGAUUGAAAAUUUAGACCACUUACAAACAUUAUUUAUAUUAAGAAAAAUAGUUUCAAAAAGUUUCUCUAACCAAAAAAAAAACAUUUGCUUUUAUGCUGAAACAAAAAAAACAAAAACAACCUUUGAUAAAGAUUGCAGUGAAUUUCCUACAAUCCUUGCAGGAAGCGUGCUGGUACUGUGGUGAGUUUGUGCACCAAUGUCUCCUGUCUGCUGUCUGUUUUACUGCAGCCUUACAUGCCGUCCACCAGUGCUGUCCUCCAGGAACAGCUUCAAGCCCCGCCCUCCGUCAACUGUUUAUCUGGCGAGUUUGUUGCUUCGCUGCGUCCUGGCCACAAGAUUGGACAGGUAGGGAGACUACACAUUUUUUUUACUUACAAUCGGAUUGCCCACAUUAAUAUUUUAUUCCAGCAGUGUUCAAGCUAAGAAGAGAAGUUAGUUAAAAAACAAAGAGUUUUGAAUUCGUUAAUAUUCUGUAACCCUUUUGUUACCAAACAUUUUCAACCCUCUGCUUGGCUGGAUUUUUUGCUCUGACAUAACGAAAAGAGAGUUAGGUUUUAGUUUUCCUUUUGGGAAGAUUGCCUGUAAUUUUUAAAAAAUAUCCUAGCCAUAUUGGACCAAAAACUCAUCUUUGGAUAAAGCCUUAGAAUUUGCCGACCAGGGUCACUUCUAGCAGUGCUAGUGCAGGAAAUAUGUUUUUUUUUAAAAAGUAUUUGCAAUGAACAUAACAUGAAUUCAGUUCUCAAUAAUCAUAUCUAACCUAUCUGUCAGUGGAGGUCUUUGAGUGAUAGAUUUCUAAGCAAGCUUUUCACAAUAUAAUUAGUCUUUCGAUAGUAUAUGGAAGUCAUCAUUUGACCAUAACUUGUCACAGUUUUGGCUACAGGGCUGUUUAAAGUUAGAUUUGAUCACAACCUAGAGAGUCAAAUGAGAUUUUUAACAUUGUUUUUUCCCCCAUCAGCCAAGUCCAUUGUUCCAGAAAAUUGAGGCAACAACUAUUGCAGAACUGAAAACAAAGUUCGCUGGCAAACCAGAAGAGAAACCUGCUCCCAAGGUGAAAUAAAGUACUUCUUUUUAAAAAAUCUGUUUCAAACUUCUUUGCAAUUUUUGGGCAUUACAGUUGAGAGAUAUCAUAUUAAGCUAUGGGAUAAUGGUUCACAUUUAAAAUGAUUAAUUGGGGUAUUGAAGACAUAUUCAACUAGAAAUAAAUAAUUUACUUUGCCCAUUUAAAAAUGUUUUUUUUGUGUGUGUUCAAUUUAACAUUCUUAGACCUGUCUAAUUUUUAAUGAAUUAGUUUUACUUUCUGAAUAUUUAUGAUUGAGUUUGAAUCCUUCUCAGAAACAAGGUAACAAAUCCCCACCAGUGGUCAGCUUGACUGCUAACCCACUUGAAGUAGACAGACUGACAAAAGCUGUGGCAGAUCAGGUGAGACAGUAGGAGAUACUCACCGCAUCCCUCUUUUAAAAAUAUAAAAUACAAAUACUAAAAUGAUUCAUUGAAAUAAAUGUUUAAUUUUUCUGUUAAAAGAUUUAAAUUUAAAUCACUGCUUUAUAAUUCAAUAUGGAGUUCUUUUUUUUUUUAUAUACUCAUUUCAGCAAUAAUUCAGUAAUUUGCAUUUAUUAUAAAACCUUUUAAAACAAGUGCAGAGUUAUUAAUAAGUUGCACAACUAAUGUUUUUUCUCAGGGUAAUAAAGUCAGACAGCUCAAAACUGCCAAGGCAGACAAAUCUGAAAUUGAUCAAGAAGUGGCCACCCUUCUUCAGCUGAAGAAAGAUUUAACAACUGCUCAGGGGCAGGCUACUGAGCCUGUAGCAGCAGACAAGGGAAAUAAAGUUGGAAACGAUAAGAAGCUGGAUGCACCAGAAGGGACCAACACAAACGGUCAAGCUGGUGAUGCUGCUACUAUGAUUGAGAGGUUAACUAAAGAAGUAGCUGACCAGGUAAGGGGAUAUCUUCAAAUUGUAUUGCACCACCAUUUGGACACAGAUAUACUAUGACAGAACACAGCUCUAAGCCUUGAAAUCUAGGCACUUUUUGAAUCUAAAAUAGGAUUCAAUAAGUUGAAUGUCAAUUUCAACCCCUUAAUGCAGUCUUCAACUAUUACCUUAUCAUCAUUGGUUAAGAGAAAUUACAGGUUUUUUUAGUCUAUUACCUUUGGCUAAGAUAAAAUUAUAUCUAGUUUUAAUGUGCACUUUGUGAUACAAUAAUAUGAGAUUUAUUCUAAACUUUGAUUAAUUUUUCUAAUAGGGGGGGGGGGGNGUCAUUUAGGAUUUUGUAAGAGAUUUUAUUUUACAUUUUGUGCUACGCAAUUGUAUUUUUUUUUUUUUUUUUUUUAAAAUUUUAUUUUUUGAUUUUUUUUUUAAACUUUUUAUAAAAAUUUUUUUUUUUUUUUUUUUUUUAAUCUUGUUUUUGGACGAUGACUAUUGCAAAUAUUUUUGCUGUUCAUGAAUUUAAUUUUUUUCCUCAGGGUAAUAAAGUGAGAGAAGCUAAAAGCUCCAAAGCAGAGAAGUCCAUCAUCGACAGAGAAGUUGCACAUUUGCUGCAGCUGAAGGCAGAUUUGGAGCAAGCCCAAGGAAUAACUAAGGGAGCUGCACCACCGGCCAGUGGGAAGAAGGGGAAGAAGAAGAAAUAACUUUUGAGAAUCUUGCAAUGGAUAACUUCCCUUGAAUUGGCGUAGUGGCCAUCAGAUAUUUAUUAAAAUAUUGUGUACUGUUAUAAAUUAUGAGUGGAAUGAGGAGUUAAUCUUAAAUCUGAGAUUGGUUGGACUAGAUGCCAUGAGAACGUUCCAAAGUCUGUCAUGGUUUUGAAAAUGUAAAAAGAAAACCCCAGUAAAUUGUAUGACUUUGUACCCGUCUAUGAAAUAUUGAUUUACAAACUAUUUCUGUUGACCUCUGCAGAACCACACGCCACCAAUGUUGAACUUUUAUCACACAUUACAUUUUUAACACCUUUUGAGCUAAUAUUAAAUGACAAGGACAAAUGAUGCCCGGAUAUAUGAUUAUUUGUGUGCAAAUGCAGAUUUAAAAGUAAGAUGAAGGAUUAACAAACGAAAGACCUGUUUAUUUUUAAAUGUAUUUGUCUUUUGUUACCCAUAAAGUCACGAUUAAAUUAAGUAACGAUUUUUUGGAGCUAUGUAUAAAACAGUUAUUUCAAUAGCACAUCAUUCUCUUAAUGUUUUAUUAUUUUGGUUACUCUGUGAUUACAUUUAGGAGAGAAUCAUCUUAAAGUUUUAAUUGUUUUAAAUUGAAAUUAAAGUCAUGUAUUUUUUUUGUUGUUGUGGAGGAUGUGUCAAUCCCUUGAGUUGAACGGACAAUGAUUUCUUUGGAUAAAGCCCAAACAUUCGUAAGGUCAACCCUGUUCAGAAUUCACUAUGGUUAAUAUGUAAGUCUUUAGAAGACGAUUCAAGGAGAAUGAGGUUAUUUUGGGGUGAAAGUGUAAUGAAACCUUUGCUCAGCACAAUUUUUUUGUCUGUGUUUUAUUGUUACAUAGUUAUGAUUUCAAUUAAUUUGUGAGUUUUUGAGAAAAAUAUAGCAAUUAUAUAAUAGUGCUUUAAAAUGUUUUUAAAAAUACAAAAAUGAUCGCUUUAAUUUUUCUUAAUUUAUGUUACAGUGGUUAACCAGGGGUGGGUCGACAUUCAGGGUUGUAGGUUACCACCAACUACAGCCAUGGGGUAGGUUUGAAUUCAGUAGUUUACCACCCGCUACAGCCAUGGGGUAGGUUUGAAUUCAGUAGUUUACCACCCGCUACAGCCAUAGGGUAGGUUUGAAUUCAGUAGUUUACCACCCACUACAGCCAUGGGGUAGGUUUGAAUUCAGUAGUUUACCACCCGCUACAGCCAUGGGGUAGGUUUGAAUUCAUUAGUUUACCACCCGCUACAGCCAUGGGGUUGGUUUGAAUUCAGUAGUUUACCACCCACUACAGCCAUGGGGUAGGUUUGAAUUCAGUAGUUUACCACCCACUAUAGCCAUGGGGUAGGUUUGAAUUCAGUAGUUUACCACCCACUACAGCCAUGGGGUAGGUUUGAAUUCAUUAGUUUACCACCCGCUACAGCCAUGGGGUAGGUUUGAAUGCAGUAGUUUACCACCCACUACAGCCAUGGGGUAGGUUUGAAUUCAGUAGUUUACCACCCACUAUAGCCAUGGGGUAGGUUUGAAUUCAGUAGUUUACCACCCACUACAGCCAUGGGGUAGGUUUGAAUGCAGUAGUUUACCACCCACUACUGCCCUGAAAAUGUUUACCUGACUCAAGAAUUUUUGAAAUUUGCACAAAAAACAUUCUAUAAAGUAUCAAUCAAUAAUUGCACUCUCACAAAAUCACACAAAAUCUCCCCCUGCAGCUAACCAGCCAGCUUAGUGUUAUGUUAUAACCAGCUAUCUGUAGUGCUUUGGUAGUAUUGAGUUGCCAAAAUAUAAUCAAGGUUUUCAAGUGUUUAAGAUAGACUUUCUUUCUUUCUUUUUUUACUAAAUAUUAAUUAACAUUUAUUAAGUUUAUCAAUCAUUAUUUUUUUCCUUCUAUGAAACUAUCAGCGUAAGGAAGCAACUACUAUGACAACGAUUUCACUAUUAGUAAGAAUUCUAAUCCAUCUCAUGAAAACUUGCAGCAAAGCCAACAUUUUUAAGUUACCAUAGUUUGAUUAUUUUUCUUCAAAGUUUUUUUUUUUUUUUCAUGUAUCUUUCAAGGAAAACACAUGCUCAUCUCAGUGACAAUAAUUGGACAUUUUUUUUAAAGCUGAAAUAUCCCAUCAGACAUGUGAUCAUCUCAGUGAGAAUGAUUGGACAUUGUUUGAAGUUGAAGCUUAAAUGUCAACUUCUACCAGUGGUAUUUAAAAUUAAAAUUUCAAAAUUUUCAACAAUGUUUGGCAGGCAGCCUGACUUAAAAAUAUGCCUGGGAUCCAAGCUUUAAAAAUAAUUGUGUGUUCCUCAUGUCAAAAAGGAUGAAAUUAUAUUUUAAAAAAUGGACAAACCAGGUAUUUGUUAAUUUUUGAUAUCUUUUUUGCUUGUUUCUGGAUUUUAUGGACUUGGAGGCAGACAAUUUUAAAACUCAUGUUGAUCCAUAUAAUAUAACAUAUUGUUAUUGAUAACAUUGUCCAGUACGUCUGUGAGUGAUCUGUAGUGUCAAUGAAAAUAAUGAACGGUGAUUUAUAGAAAUAAAAA
Molecule: messenger RNA, 19214 nt
Organism: Lymnaea stagnalis (great pond snail)
Lineage: Eukaryota; Metazoa; Mollusca; Gastropoda; Lymnaeidae
Source: the annotation of a GenBank genome assembly